Molecule: messenger RNA, 771 nt
Organism: Penicillium odoratum
Lineage: Eukaryota; Fungi; Ascomycota; Eurotiomycetes; Eurotiales; Aspergillaceae
Exons: 2
Coding region: 1-771 (256 amino acids)
Biological process (GO): vesicle-mediated transport
Cellular component (GO): membrane
Source: RefSeq, a predicted model, not a curated record
AUGGCUUCCUCCUCAAAGCCCCAGAGUUCCUUGCUUUACACCUGUAUCGCACACCGCAACACCAUCCUGGCGGAGCACUCCUCUCCAGGAUCAUCAUCCACAUCCGCAUCCUCACUCGCAUCCCUCAUCCUCCCCAAAAUCACCCACGACAAGCCCCGGAAGUUAACAUACACCCAUGAACGCCUGUUCGUACACUACAUUGCCGACUCGCCAACCGGCGGGUCGGCAGACGAUCAAAGUGGACGUUCCGAGCCCAACUCCUACGCACCUAUAAGCUACCUAGUAGUAGCAUCCGCCGAACAAGGACGCCGCAUCCCCUUCGCCUACCUCCUAGAAAUGAAGCGCAAUUUCCUCUCCAGCUACCCACCAUCCAGCACAGACUUUUCCUCGCUGCCAGCAUACGGCUGCGCAGCCUUCAAUACAGAACUCCGCAGCCUGCUUCAGACAUACAACACUGCUCCACCCGCAGACUCCUUGGCGUCUGCCCGCCGCGAGAUUGACAAUGUACGCGACAUCAUGACGGAGAAUAUUGAGCGCGUACUGGAACGCGGCGAGCGCAUUGAUCUACUAGUUGACAAGACUGAUCGGCUUGGUGGGAGUGCGCAUGAUUUUCGCAUCCGCAGUCGGGGGUUGCGUCGGCGCAUGUGGUGGAAGAAUACUAAGCUCAUGGUGCUCCUCGGCUUCGUAGUGAUCUUCCUUCUGUACCUGUUUAUUGGGUUUGGAUGUGGACUGCCAGCUUGGUCGUCAUGUGUAGGACACAAGAGCCAGUGA